AUGGCCAGCACAUCACAAGCUGCCCCGAAAGUCCCCACGGUACCGGUUGUGGUACCCAAGAUGGAGUUCCCAUCUAAACAAGGCCUUCCAGUGGUCUCAGAAACAAAGCCAAACAAUAGUAAUACACACCAGACCAAUGUCAUCAAGCCAGAGAGUGGCAACGUAACUGUCAACGCCACAUCAUCUCCGGCAAUUAAACAAGACACCAAUGCAAGCAAGCAGGUCUCUGACUCGGAAAUGCAGCUUGUAUCAUCUCUCGCAAAGCUCCAGGAAUUGGAGGCUAUGAUUCACCAACUGCGGACACUGCUCCCCGAUCGUUUAUUGGAGCCUUUGGUACCUCUUGUAAAUCCAAAGGUUGCGGCGGGGAGGGCUGUACCGAGGUCGCCGCAGAUGCUGUAUGAGCAGCUUUCGCAGGCUGCGAAGGCUGGUGUCGCCGAGGUGGCGGAAUUUCAGAGCAUGUGGCGCAGCCCUGAAAUGAACGCUGUGUGGGAGCAUGUCGAUGCCCAGAUCAAGGAAAAUGGCGGGCAGCUAUUGCAACCGACUGGUGUUUGGGAUCGGAAUUAUGGUACCCUCCUUGAAGAGCUUGUCAAGGAGGAAACGACCAGGGUGGAGCAGCAGCGGAAAUCUGAGGAGGAGCUCGAACGUUCGAAGAUCCAGUCGACCGAAGGGGGUUGGAGGGCAAUUGUCGACAGCUUCAUCCAGAAAAAUGUGCCUGGCGUACGAGUCUUGCCGAGUAAUUCUGAAACAGCUGUCAAUGUUGUCCUACCGAAGGCCGGUAUGACAUUCAAGGUACAUACGGUCGGCGGAUCAGAGGUGAGCGGCGUGCCCGAAUGGCAGGUCUCGAGCCGAACGAUGCCUGGUCAAGCUAAGACGAAACUCGAGAGCGCGGCAUCCGAUUGCCUGAACUCUCGUUCGCGGCAGUGGGAUCUCGCAUAUCUUCUUGACAUGAUCUCAUCCUACUCCGAUGUUAAACAAACCCCCUGCGUAAAGUGCGGCAAGAUGACAGACAACGCAGCACAACUACCGGCCAUUCGCCAACAGAAGCAGCCGUCUGAACCCCAACAAUCACCAACCUGGGAAGCCUAUCACCCAAGCUGUAUCUGA
Aspergillus bombycis is the source of this 1104-nucleotide messenger RNA. RefSeq names its product RNA polymerase II mediator complex subunit MED27 domain-containing protein. NCBI's taxonomy places the organism in Eukaryota, Fungi, Ascomycota, Eurotiomycetes, Eurotiales, Aspergillaceae. The transcript has 3 exons. Gene Ontology annotation, cellular component: mediator complex. The coding region runs from base 1 to 1104 and encodes 367 amino acids. The record is from RefSeq and is a predicted model, not a curated record.